AUGUCCUCUUCGGAAACCCUCGACUUUGUCGCCUCAGUUACCGUGGGCAGGGUCUCAAGAGCCGUCCUCAGUCGCGUCGAGACGCGCUCAUUCAACACGGUGAAACUCAAUAGCCACCCGGAGUCUCUAAGACAGUUUGGCGACGUCUUUUCAGACGAGACAAUUCGAGAUUUAGUCAAGGCUAUUCGGUUUGAUGUCGUUCUCCCGGUUAUCAGCGAUAAGCGCCUGCGGAACAAAAGCGGCCGGAGACUCCAUCCCGAUGCCAUCUGUGUCAUGGCCAAAGCCCUUCCAUGCCUCGAGCACACGAUCUGGGAUUUGUACAUGCCACCACGCCGCAUGCCCACUCUGCGAAAAGAGUUCAAAGCCGCACUCGCUAGCGCAUUGCUGAAGCCGAUGUACGCUUCUCUGGCUACGUUGACUAUUCUUCUCUGGAAUCCUGACCCGCGAAAUGAAGAGGCGAUACUUAUCCCGGAUGAGGAAGAGGAUCGUCUCAGUCUUGGGAUGCGAAGAAUCUGCGAGCUUCCGACACUUGUUUCUCUUUUUCUCUGGGGAAAAUGGUGCCUGUCAUAUUGCGCCUUUAGAUGUUUUGGUCCUUCAGUGAGGUCUGUGUUUGUCGACAUGUCCAUGGUAACGCCGGAUGGAGGGUGGUUGCUCGACGUCUACCCUGGAUCCGAGGAAGAAGUGGAAUACGACGUAGAGUCAGAAUUCAGCUCUGACUCAGAUGAUCAAGGCGAUACUCUGCCGGAUAUAAACUCGGAAAACUCGGAUAUCGAGGACCGUCUCACAAGGAGAGCAGAAGCAACGGCGAAUCAGGACCGACCGUGUAAAGAGAUACGAGAAGUGCCAAACCCCGAGACCUUUACCCUUUUGGUGACUUCAUUUGCGCAAGCUGUGGCCAACUCAGACUCUCCGUCUUGCCUUGGAUUCGCAGAGAUGAGACUCUCGACCCCGUUGGCGUCGAUGCGGCUUAGUUACUGUGACGGUGCUGGAGGAGAGGACCCAAGACUUGGUGCCCUUCCCGACUUUGCACAGAGGAUUAUGAGGGUGGAUAAAGUCGACAUGAAUAGAUGGCUGUUCAAUGGUUAUGGUGGUAUCACGGCUUCAGGGUGGAAGAUUCCUGCUGUCAUGUGGGAUGCCAUGGAGAAGGCAGUGGGAGCGGAGAACAUUGACACGAAUAUUGACGUUGAUAGGAUUGCGAAAGUGUAG
Fusarium vanettenii 77-13-4 is the source of this 1206-nucleotide messenger RNA. RefSeq lists its product as uncharacterized. Lineage: Eukaryota; Fungi; Ascomycota; Sordariomycetes; Hypocreales; Nectriaceae. The record is from RefSeq and is a predicted model, not a curated record. The transcript is spliced from 2 exons. The coding region runs from base 1 to 1206 and encodes 401 amino acids.